CGCGCUUGCCCGGCGCCCGGCGCCGCGGUGCAUGCCGGUGCGGCGGCGGGACCAUGGCGAGCGACUUCUACCUGCGCUACUACGUGGGGCACAAGGGCAAGUUCGGCCACGAGUUUCUGGAGUUCGAGUUCCGGCCCGACGGGAAAUUACGCUAUGCCAACAACAGUAACUACAAAAACGAUGUCAUGAUCAGAAAAGAGGCUUAUGUGCAUAAAAGUGUGAUGGAGGAGCUGAAGAGAAUAAUUGAUGACAGUGAAAUUACAAAAGAAGAUGAUGCUUUAUGGCCUCCUCCUGAUAGAGUUGGUCGGCAGGAGCUUGAAAUAGUAAUCGGUGAUGAGCAUAUCUCUUUUACCACAUCAAAAAUCGGUUCACUCAUUGAUGUAAAUCAAUCCAAGGAUCCAGAAGGCUUGAGAGUGUUCUACUACCUGGUUCAGGACCUUAAGUGUCUAGUCUUCAGUCUUAUUGGACUACACUUUAAGAUUAAGCCAAUUUAAAUCACACAAACCGAAAUUUGUAUUGCAGUAUAUCUGGGAAAUGCUGUUUCAAUUUCUUACUAUUUCUGCCCUGUAACUUUUAUGUACGUUAGAUUUUUUUUUACAAGGUUUAAGUGAAUGUGAUAAUAAAGUGGUGCGAUCUGUAUUUUUAAUUUAAAA
Messenger RNA from Rhea pennata, 653 nucleotides. It is a transcript of the gene MAGOH, whose product is annotated as mago homolog, exon junction complex subunit. Gene Ontology annotation, biological process: RNA splicing. NCBI's taxonomy places the organism in Eukaryota, Metazoa, Chordata, Aves, Rheiformes, Rheidae. The record is from RefSeq and is a predicted model, not a curated record. The transcript is spliced from 5 exons. Gene Ontology annotation, cellular component: catalytic step 2 spliceosome; nucleus; exon-exon junction complex. The coding region runs from base 54 to 494 and encodes 146 amino acids.